AUUGGUCUAAUAUUGUCUAGGAAUAUAUUUAUUAUUAAUCUAUAAUAUAUACCUUUAUUUUUUAUUCAUUAAUUCCAAUUAAUUAGAAUAUAUCCUAUUCUAAUAUCGUCCAGGAUUAAUUCCCAUGAUGGCAUCAGAAGGUUAUGUUUGUUCCUUAGAUUCAUCAACAAAAUUAAAAGUGACGAUAUUUUUAUAUCGUGAUGUUCAGAAUAUAUCAGAUAUUAAACAAAAGUUGUUUAGUGGCGAAAUACAAUGUUGUAUUAUGAAGGCAAAUUUGAUAUGCUCACCUAAUAUUGUAGUCUCCGCUGCAAAUAAAUCUGCGAUGAUGGAUUCUCAAAACACCCUUACAACGAAAUCAAUUUAUACAGAAAUUCUUUACAACUUGUCACCUUCGAGGAAUAUCACAGACAGUUUGAUGAAGUUUGGUAUUGACGAAAAGCACAAACAUAUAGUUGUAGCAUUUAUAAAUAAUGUAGAAGACGCUGCCCCAUUUGAUAAUGUUUUGAAUGCUAUAAAUGGAGAACAAAUACAUAUAAACAAAUUACAUGAAUAUAGUGAUUUAACAUUAAUUAAAAAAGUUUAUAAAUUGUCUGAAACAGAAUUGCUUGUAUCUAGUUUAGAAGAUAGUGUUUUAAGUAAAUUAAGUAUUAAGGAUUUUUCUUAAAAAUUAUUAUGUUAUUUAUAUCUUUAUGUAA
This is a messenger RNA of Ctenocephalides felis (cat flea), 695 nucleotides long. RefSeq names its product EKC/KEOPS complex subunit Tprkb-like. NCBI's taxonomy places the organism in Eukaryota, Metazoa, Arthropoda, Insecta, Siphonaptera, Pulicidae. The transcript has a single exon. The coding region runs from base 125 to 664 and encodes 179 amino acids. The record is from RefSeq and is a predicted model, not a curated record. Gene Ontology annotation, cellular component: EKC/KEOPS complex; cytosol; nucleus. Gene Ontology annotation, biological process: telomere maintenance via recombination; tRNA threonylcarbamoyladenosine modification.